GUGUUUCCAUCCUUUCCCAACUUUCUCUUCUUACUUUUUAUCUGUGUCUUUCUCUCUGCCAGGCAUAAUCCCCCAUUUCUAUUGAGAGAGAAACGAAAGAGAGAGAUUCUAAAAUCCACUAACUUUUCGUCUUCCUCUAUUAACCCGAGCAUUUAUCGGUUCUUUCACUCUCUUUUUUUUUACCUUGACUCGACGCCACCAGGAUAUUUUUUGGUGAUUCCCUAGAAAUGGCUGCUACUGCAACUGCCUCUAGUAUCAGAUAUGCACCAGAGGACCCUAGUCUCCCCAAACCAUGGAAAGGCCUCGUUGAUGGUAGAACUGGGUAUCUUUACUUUUGGAAUCCUGAGACAAAUGUAACCCAGUAUGAGAGGCCUACAAACUUUACUCCUCCACCGAGGUCUUCCUCAGUGCCAAUAAGCUCUUCUGUUCAAGUUCAACAAUCUUCGGAAGGACAACAUCGUGAUCGUAGUCCUGAAAAGGAAGAUGAUAGGUAUGGUCAAGGGACCAAUGGUGGAUCAAAGCUUGAUGCUGGCUCAAGGGGAAAUCAGAGCUCAAGAGGAGCAGCUGUUCAAUCACAUAAUAUCCCAAAUGGAACAGCAAUUGUGGGACAUGGAGGAUCAUCUGUGAGAGGUUAUGGAUUGUCAAAUGCUGCAGUCAGUUUGUCUCCUGAUGCUUAUCGCCGGCGACAUGAAAUAACUGUGACUGGUGAUGAUGUACCUCCACCUUUUAUGUCAUUUGAAGCUACUGGUUUUCCUUCUGAGAUUCUUAGAGAGGUACACAAUGCCGGAUUCUCUGUACCAACUCCAAUUCAGGCACAAUCGUGGCCUAUUGCUUUGCAAAAUAGGGACAUAGUAGCCAUUGCAAAAACAGGAUCCGGCAAAACACUGGGUUAUCUAGUUCCAGGCUUUAUUCACCUGAAGCGUCGCCAUAAUAAUCCUCAAUUGGGUCCUACUGUUUUGGUAUUGUCACCAACAAGGGAGUUGGCUACUCAGAUACAAGAUGAAGCUGUGAAGUUUGGGAGGUCAUCGAGAAUUUCUUGCACGUGUUUGUAUGGAGGAGCACCCAAGGGUCCUCAGUUGAAAGAUAUAGACGGAGGAGUAGAUAUUGUGGUUGCCACUCCUGGUCGCUUGAAUGAUAUUCUUGAGAUGAGGAGAAUCAGCCUCAAUCAAGUUUCUUACCUUGUGCUUGAUGAGGCUGAUCGCAUGUUAGACAUGGGCUUUGAACCUCAGAUAAGAAAGAUUGUGAAGGAAGUGCCUGUCCGUCGCCAAACCCUCAUGUAUACUGCAACAUGGCCGAAGGAAGUUCGGAGAAUUGCAGCAGACCUAUUGGUGAAUGCUGUUCAGGUCAAUAUUGGCAAUGUUGAUGAGCUUGCAGCCAACAAGGCCAUCACACAGUAUGUAGAAGUAUUGGCACCCAUUGAAAAACACAGAAGAUUGGAGCACAUACUACAUUCUCAAGAACCAGGAUCAAAGAUAAUUAUAUUUUGUUCAACAAAAAAGAUGUGUGAUCAACUUGCCCGGAAUCUUACACGCCAAUUUGGGGCUGCUGCUAUUCAUGGAGACAAAUCUCAGGGUGAGAGGGAUUAUGUGUUGAAUCAGUUUCGUACUGGGAGGUCUCCAGUGCUUGUAGCCACUGAUGUUGCCGCUCGAGGAUUGGACAUUAAAGACAUCAGGGUGGUUGUCAACUAUGAUUUCCCCACUGGAGUUGAGGAUUAUGUUCAUAGGAUUGGGAGGACUGGUAGGGCUGGUGCUACUGGACUGGCUUAUACGUUCUUUGGUGACCAGGAUGCAAAGUAUGCUUCUGAUCUUAUUAAACUUUUGGAGGGAGCAAACCAACGAGUACCUCCUGAACUUCGUGAAAUGGCCUCACGUGGUGCUGGUAUGGUCAGGCCUAGACGUUGGGGUACCGGUCCUGGUGGUCGUGAUGGCGGUCGUGGUGGACGUAGUGAUUCAGGUCAUGGGGGAAGGGAUGGUGGGAGGGGUAGUUGGAGUAUUUCUAGUUCCUCUUCUAGAGGUGGAGGCCAUGGAGAUGAUCAUGAGUCACGUGACAGGGGCCGCUACUCUGAUGGGCGUGAUAGGGGUCGUAGUCCUAGUCGAAGCCCUGACAAAAGGUCUGGCUGGGGUGAUCGUAGUAGAAACCUUAAUCGUGACCGCAGCCACAGUCGGAGCCCACCAUUUGCACGUGGACGCUCUCCACUGCGUAGCUUUCACCAGGCAAUGAUGGAACGGGGUCGGACAUCUCCACCACCUCAGCAACGUCAGCCACCUUACAACGGUGACAGACAAAGGGAACACAAGAGUCCAUUUCGAGAAAGAUCACCAAGGGGUGCAAGUGGUCAACCUUAUUACGGGGAAGAAGAUGAGGAAGGGAUGAUACACCCAGAAUGAAUUAUGGAACUAGGUCAUUUUUGAGAGCCUGGAAGAUGGGCAGCAUGAUUACUAAAUCCAUACUUGGAAAAAAUUUUGUUGAUCUGAUUGUAUCUCUAAUGCUGCUUUUUGCCGGUUUCAGUCGGUUUCAAACUGGCAGUUGAGGCAAUUGUAAGAGUAACAAGGGCUAUGAAGUCCCGUUUUGGUGAAUGUGUCUACCUUAAUGAAGGGUCAAUUAGGUGUUGGUCUUUUAAGUAUAUGUAGUUUCUUAGUUUUUAGUAAACGAAAUAUGGAAAUAGACGUGUAUGUAGCACCCGAAGCAUAACAAAGGUUUUUUCUUUUAAAAUGUAUUGGGCCUUGUAAUUCUAUGACUUUCUUUUAUAAUUAUCAAAGUCUGGAAGACGAGCCUUAUUCGUUGUAUGAA
Molecule: messenger RNA, 2790 nt
Organism: Mangifera indica (mango)
Lineage: Eukaryota; Viridiplantae; Streptophyta; Magnoliopsida; Sapindales; Anacardiaceae
Product: DEAD-box ATP-dependent RNA helicase 46-like
Exons: 9
Coding region: 228-2387 (719 amino acids)
Cellular component (GO): cytoplasm; nucleus; ribonucleoprotein complex
Molecular function (GO): RNA binding; RNA helicase activity; protein binding
Source: RefSeq, a predicted model, not a curated record